Molecule: messenger RNA, 624 nt
Organism: Candida albicans SC5314
Lineage: Eukaryota; Fungi; Ascomycota; Pichiomycetes; Serinales; Debaryomycetaceae
Exons: 1
Coding region: 1-624 (207 amino acids)
Biological process (GO): microtubule-based process
Cellular component (GO): cytoplasm; nucleus
Source: RefSeq, a predicted model, not a curated record
AUGGAUUAUGGACAAAUUAUUAGAACUUCCAAACUAUUUCAAGAUAUAAGCUUAUCCUUGGAAAACAUAGAAAUAUCAACUAUCAGGUGCUUGGCUUUGGGUUCACCUUCUGAAAGCAAAAACGCAAGGUUUCAAUUAGCCUUAUUAAUUGAAUUGCAGCAAUUACUUGAUGCCGAGGUUUCCUUAUAUGAUCCAAUUUUUAACGAAAAAGAUAAUGAGAUACUCAAAGACUUUACAAUCGAGAAAGAAUUCACCAGCGAUAGCUCUAAAACCUUAUAUUUUCUCCCCCAUGCAUCCUUGGAACUUACUGAGGAAGUGCUAAAUACCAACCAACCAAAAUAUUUUCUUGCCAACGAUGUGAUAGCUCAUACUGACAGAUUGACCAAAAAAAAACUUGCAGACAACUACCCCACCCUUUCUAUAAUUGUGCAUCUUCUAGGGGAAAACAAAGUAGAUGACGGAUUUACACGAGUUUCUCGAAAGAGGUUUAAAGAACCGGUGAUAACCUAUGACAUUGAUUCAGUAUACUUUGAUAAAGUACAGAUUUCUCGAUAUCUACACACCAAUAAAAAUGACGCAUGGGGUACUUCCUUUACCGAUUUAGCAUACCAUUAUAUUUCUUAA